GAUUCUAUAUCCUACAAAACACUUCUUGUUUCCUCUCUCAUCUCACAUUCUCACUCAUCUUCUUCUCCAAUAUUCUUUUAGUUUUGGAAGAUAAAAGAAGGCAAAAAUGGGUGUGAAGGUGUAUGGGCUUCCAAUAUCAACAUGCACAGCAACAAUAUUGACUUGUUUGCAUGAGAAAGAAGCUGAAUUCGAGUUUCUUCCUGUUGAUCUCUUUGUUGCUGAGCAUAAACAACCUCCUUUCCUUUCCAAAAAUCCGUUUGGUCAGAUUCCAGUACUUGAAGAUGAUGAUCUCACUUUGUUUGAAUCGCGAGCAAUGUCAUCAUACAUAGCAGAGAAAUACAAGGACAAUGGAACAACAGAUCUAUUAAGGCAAGGAGACCUAAAAGAAGCAGCAAUAGUAAAAGUAUGGAUGGAAGUAGAAGCACAUCAAUACAACCCAUCAAUCCAACCAAUCAUAUACCAACAUUUUGUUGCACCAAUUCAAGGCAAUACUCCUGAUCAAUCAAUCAUUGAUUCAAAUCUUGAGAAACUUGGUAAAGUUCUUGACAUCUAUGAUGAAAAGCUAAAGACUACCAAAUACUUAGCUGGGGAUUACUACACCUUAGCCGAUCUUCAUCAUCUUCCUUACACUCAUUAUUUUAUGACUACUCCUUUUGCUACUUUGAUUAAUAGUCGCCCAAAUGUUAAGGCUUGGUGGGAGGAUAUCUCUUCUAGACCCGCCUUUAAGAAAGUGUCCGAACAUAUGAAGUACGGGGAGAAUUAAUAAGAUUCACCAGGGGUUGCUACCAACACGUACUCUCUAUUUGUGCUUGAUUAAGUGAGGAAUGUUGCAAUAUUUUGUAUGAUUAAUUGUUUGGCUAUUUUAUGGUAUUAAUACCAUUACAUCGUUCAAUGUUGUUAGCUUUUUUUUUCUCUCUCUCUUUGAUUGCUUAAAUAAAAUCUUUUUUUUACCGACUUUAGUUAAAUGAAA
Messenger RNA from Spinacia oleracea (spinach), 970 nucleotides. Its product is annotated as glutathione S-transferase F13. The transcript has 3 exons. Lineage: Eukaryota; Viridiplantae; Streptophyta; Magnoliopsida; Caryophyllales; Amaranthaceae. Gene Ontology annotation, cellular component: cytoplasm. The record is from RefSeq and is a predicted model, not a curated record. The coding region runs from base 107 to 763 and encodes 218 amino acids. Gene Ontology annotation, molecular function: glutathione binding; glutathione transferase activity. Gene Ontology annotation, biological process: glutathione metabolic process.